UGCCGUUUUUAGCUACUUUUUUUUAGUCGAAGCAGCCGUUUUUAGAUUCAUUAUUUUAGUUUCCCUCUUUAGAGCUGAGAUUACAUGGAUAACUUACCAGGCUCUGUGAUGUCAGUUGCAAUGGAGGAAGUUGAGGAGAGUCCAAUUGAUGAGUCAUCGUCACCACCCCCGGACGUCAAAUCCAGACUGAACACUCUGAAAAUAAACAGUCUGGGAAACAGAAGCAGGAGCAACAGUGCAAGCAAUAUCAAGGUGGCGGGUGGGGCCAAUAUCAACAGUUAUGCUGACUUCACUUUCAGCCGAACUGAACUGGCGGAUGCGGUCGCACUUUUGGAUGAUGGUCCACUGGUGCGAAAAAGUUCCUUCUCUAAAGCGAGCAACGAAUAUCUCAACGACAACUUCAACAUACACAUUGGCAAUCAAAGUUUGCACACGGUGUGUCGUUCUGGUGACGCAGAGAUGUUGCUGCGCCUCCUCAGAAUUCCACACAUGCGGAAGAAGAUCAACGCCUUGGAUGAGGACGACUUGUCGCCACUUCAUCUGUGUGCCAAGUACAACCACUACAAAUGCGCCAAAAUACUCGUGCAAUAUGGAGCAUCUGUGCAAGUGAUUGGCUACAACGAGACCACACCCCUCCACUACUGUGCUGUGUACCGCAAGUUCAAAACAGGAAACACGACUGUGCCCUCGUCUCAAUCUGCAAACAACCUUAACUCGGACUUGGGAGGGGGAGGCGGGGGGGCUUCUGAGCUGAACCAGGAAAAGAAGAAGACUUCGAAUUUGACCCCUAAUGCUUUCAGUGCACUUAACAAGAUCGCCUAUGUGCUGAAAGAUGAAGAAGACAAUCAGCGGAAGUUGAUUUUUCUGUUUGCCAAGGAGGCCAAGCCAGUUGUUAAGGUGAAUGCCAAAGAUAAGUAUGGGUCGACUGCCUUGCACAUGGCCAGUUACAAAGCCAAUGUUGCAGCGGUCAGGGACUUGAUUGCCUGCAAUGCCGACAUCAAUUGCAAAGAUGGCCAGGGUGCGACUCCUUUGAUGUUGGCAGCCAGCUACAGUUGUCCGGAGAUAUUCCGCAUUCUUCUGGAAAAGGGAGCCGACUAUUUACUGGUGGAUGGAGAGGGCAGCACCGCUCUCCACUUGGCAGCCGCGAGUGAGAAGGUCGAGAUUGUCACUAUGCUUCUAGAGGCAGUCAAGAACCGAUCCAAACAACUCCUCAGCUACAGAGUUGAAGCCAAAAUGAAAGAGUUUCUGGGAAUGCGAAACAAGUCCAUGGAAACGGCACUGCAUAUAGCAGUGUCCAGCAACCAACUGCCGGCUGCAAAAGUUCUUCUGGAACAUGGAGCCAGUGCGAUGGAGAUCCAGCUAGACAACAUGUACUACCCCAUCCACCUGGCAGCCCAGAAUGGGGAACUGCCCAUGAUGGAAGCCAUAUUCGAACACGCCCUUGUGGAGACUAAGAGUGAGCAGAAGGUAAUCAAUGUGACUAACAGAGACCUGCAGACUCCCCUGCACAGAGCAGUCAUGUUCAACAGAGUCAGCUGUGCCGCUUUUCUACUCAACAAGGGUAAGCGUGAGGGAAUAGACAUGCAGGAGAAAGACGGCUUCACCCCUCUUCUCCUGGCGGUGAGUCAUGGUCACGUGACUGUGAGCAAACUGCUGGUGGAGAGUGGGGCUGACAUCAAAGUGACCGACUUCGACCAGAAGAACCUUCUCCACUGGGCUGUCGACUCACUCCGCAAGUCGGACCUUGAGGAGCUGCUGAAGAUGUUGGCUGAAGAGGACGUGCUAGACCUCAUCAACGACAGAGACAACUUCGGAAACUCCCCCGCCCACCUGGCAGCCAGAAAUGGAAGUCUCGAGAUACUCCAGGUGCUGCAUCGACACCGAUGUGACUUGAAACUGAAGAAUGAGGACGAGCAGACUCCUCUGCAUCUGGCUGCCAAAUAUGGGCGCACGAGAGUGGUGGCCUGGAUCUGCAAACUGGACUGUGAUCUGGUCAAAGACGAAGACGAAGACUCCAACACUUCACUUCACAUUGCGGCCAUUGAAGGCCAUGUCAAGGUGAGCGAAGUGUUGAUCAACUACCAGGCGGAUGUGCAGGCUCGCAACUUCCAGCAGUGGACCCCCCUGGACUGUGCAGCCUCGAAGGGUUGGGUGAAAACAGCACGCCUCCUACUCGACAAUGACUCUCCCAUUGUUCAUCGAUGACUCAUAUUCUAUGAGUUCAUGGUCCUAUGGGAAGACAAGUGGUAUCACCCUCAGUGACCUCGUGGAUGACCCCAACCACCCUGGAUUGGCAGCAGGGCUCCCUGGAACAGCAGCUGCAGCAGCAGAGACCCAGGAUGUGAUGUCUCUGGAUGAGAAGGGAUCCACCGUCUUCUCCGAGGUGUAUGAGGACGACGGGAGUCUGAACGAGAGUGCACACACCUACACCAACAUAGCCUCACUUCUCACUAAAAACCACCCUCUUUCCAUCAUGGUGAAUAGCAAAGCGGAACACCUGUUGCGUCAUCCCCUUGUGACUAUUCUGCUGCAUUACAAAUGGAACACUUUCGGCCGAUUUGUUUACUAUGCUAAUCUCAGCCAGUAUUGCUUCUUUCUCAUCUUUCUCACCGGAUUCAUGAUUGUCACAAAGCCCAGGGAAUUUUGGUCCAGUGAGUUCAACGGAACUACUCUUGAGGCGUACAUUGAGAGUCCCUACUCGAGGACAAACCACUGGGCGUUCAAGUUUUUCAACGGAAUCGGCAAGUGGCUGGUUAUCGCGUCCGCCCUCUUCAACCUCGCCAGAGAGGUGUUUCAGUUGAUUAACAAACGAUGGGCUUAUGUUAAGCAGAUCGUGAACUUCCUCGAAUGGCUUGUCUACCUGUUGUCUCUUGUUGUCACCAUGCCCAACAUAUUCCAGAUUGGAAUAGGCGACGACAUCAACAAAGACUUAGAGUCGGUGAUGUGGCAAUGUGGGGCUGUUAGCCUGUUCCUGGCCUGGAUCAACCUCAUCCUCUUCAUCCAGAAGUUCCCCAAGUUCGGCAUCUACGUCGUCAUGUUCACAGAUGUGCUGCAGACAUUCCUCAUGUUCUUCGCCGUCUUCAUUUUAUUCAUCGUCGCAUUCGCAAUGGGCUUCUACUGCCUUCUCCAGAAUCAGGAGGACUUCAGUACUGUGUUGUAUGCAAUUCUGCGUACAAUGGUGAUGAUGAUCGGAGAGUUCGACUACACGGAUACUUUCUUCUUUGGCGACGUCGACAUAAAGGGCAUCUGGCGCAUAUCCGCUCUCUCCUUCUUCGCCGUCUUCAUCGUCGUCAUGAGCAUCAUCACAAUGAACUUACUGGUCGGUCUCGCAGUAGACGACAUCAAAGCAGUACAGGAAAACGCAUCAUUGCAGAGAAUGGCCAUGCAGGUGAACAUGGCAUUGGAGGUGGAACAAACCAUUCCAGAGUGGCUUAGAAGGCGUUUCGUGGUGAGGGAGCAGAAGUACUACCCUAAUUUGGGAAGAAAUAAAAUGUGGAACAGAAUGUUUCCGAACAAACUGGACGGACCCGCUGUCAUCCAGAACCUCACUGCUCGAAGGGAACCGAUUGAAGAAGUUGAGUUGAAGCAACAGAGAAUUCUGCAGACAGUGAAGAGCUUGGAGAAGGGGCUGAGAGAGAUGCGAAAUGACCAGGAGAAAAUGAUGGUGGCACUUACUAAACUGGCUCAGGCCAACGGAAUAUCGACUGAACAAGACGACUAUGCUGGUGAAGUGAACGACGACGAAGUCUGAGGCCAAGGGUCCGAGUCUUGUCCAGGAACCAGUUACAAUCUAUAUUUUUUCCUUUUGCUAAUGAAACUUUAAAAUUUUCAUUCCCUUUCUGAAUCUUCAACGACAUAAAGAGUUUUUCAACGCGAAAGUUAUCAGCUAUUUUGUUUUUAUCAAAUGUCAAAUGUGCUACGAAAAACUUAUUUUCUUUAUAAAUUAAACUGAAAUAAACUGAGCUAGGAAAAUGAUUAUAUUAAAUCUGGUAUGUCUUUCAUCACAAGAAAUGGCGGAAAUAACAUUAUAAUUUCCGUGUCUUAUGUUUAAUACGAUCCAUUAUUUUGUGCAGUUUCCCAAAACUCAGAAAAACUUCAGUAUUUUAAUGUACAGGUAAUAGUUUUUGAAGAAUGCCACCUAAGUCGAUGUUUCCCUAAUUAUCUGAUUAUCGU
Messenger RNA from Symsagittifera roscoffensis, 4173 nucleotides. Its product is annotated as transient receptor potential cation channel subfamily A member 1 homolog. Lineage: Eukaryota; Metazoa; Xenacoelomorpha; Acoela; Convolutidae. Gene Ontology annotation, cellular component: membrane. The record is from RefSeq and is a predicted model, not a curated record. Gene Ontology annotation, biological process: transmembrane transport; monoatomic ion transport. Gene Ontology annotation, molecular function: protein binding; monoatomic ion channel activity.